Messenger RNA from Emiliania huxleyi CCMP1516, 276 nucleotides. RefSeq lists its product as hypothetical. Bases 1 to 276 code for a protein of 91 amino acids. NCBI's taxonomy places the organism in Eukaryota, Haptophyta, Isochrysidales, Noelaerhabdaceae. The record is from RefSeq and is a predicted model, not a curated record. The transcript is spliced from 2 exons.
AUGUCACCUCGCGGCACCCACACGGACGAGACAGCGGCAGAGGGCGGUACUAUCAAGGCGGCGAUUGUGUCCGGCUUGCUGAACUUCUUCCGCUUUGUGGAUGCAAACACGGCGGUGAUGGUGCAAGCAGGCAUAGGCGCUGCCAGAGAUUCGAAGAACUGGGUGACUAAGAACACCACCGCGGAGAUGUGGGCGGGGCUGCUACUGCUGCUCGGCUUGUUCGUCCUCCUCUCGGGCCCGAAGCCAGCACGUGCGGCCGCAGACAAGCAGAAGUAA